AAUUCUAAUUCGAAUAAAAGUCUAAUGCAUGUUAAUCAUUGAAAAUGAGAGAAAAAUUAAGAAAUGCAGAAUAAUAACCCUCAAAUUCUCAGACAGUGGACAUCACUGCAAGGCAUAUACUGCUAUUGUGAGAACUGAGAAAUUUAUCUUAAUAGAAUAAUUUAUUACCUAUUUACAGUCCCUAGGUUUACCCUCUCAUAGUUUUGUACAAUUCCUUAAAUGAGGAAAUUCAUAAAGAAAUUACGUCAGAGAAUUGUUUUCGGGUUUAAUUAAAAGAACUACAUUAGACGCCAAUAACACCAAACCCUAUGCUUUGGAGGUACAAUCACAAGACAAUAGAACUACAGUAGUAAAUCAAGUUCAUUAGCUUGAACAGCGAAAUAUUCCACAGUUACAGCACAUGUAAUUACCGGUAAGUGCAGCAAAAAUUACUUCGAAAGCCACCAAGGCUACUUCCAAGUUCAGGAGAAAAUAUUCACCCGACAAAAAGGGUAAACGGUGCCACACAGGCUAUAGUGUCAUAGACAGUGCCACACAGGCUAAAUAGAGCCAUCAAUAGUGCCACACAGGCUAUAGUGUCAUAAAUAGUGCCACACAGGCUAAAGUAUAAAGCCAGGCCUUUAAUACAAUGUGACAUCACAGUUUAUCUUGGUCUGCAUGGGCCUCAGACGUCUACGGCAGUCGUAGCGCUCUGCCAAACAGCUAGCGACGCCCUCACUAGACACAGCACAGAACAGUGGAGAGCAUCUUGGCUAGACCCAAGAUUGAACAGAAGCACACUGGAGUGAGGAGACUCUAAGACAGUUUUCCGUCUGGAGCUACCGGUAGCCCGCACCUUGACUGUUUGUACCCGGCGGAGAGUACAUGUACACGUGUGGUCUCCAUCUCGUCGAAAAUGGCCACAAUUUUGGGAAUAAUCUUGGCGUGCUUUUUUCUGACUAGCGGAGCGCGUGGCAACUGGAAAGAGGGAAGCCAGGAUCCUACUCACUCGAAACUGGGCUUGUAUGUAGAGUAUAUGGCAUGUGACGCCAAUGUAUGCGUGAAACCCUACAAGAUGACAUUGGACAGAAAGGGGACAGUUCAACAUAAUUUCACUUUCACGGAAAGCCCUUACGAUUUCCUCCUGGACACCAGCUCAGCAUUGAGCCAGAGCCACAUGCUUCUGAACAUGACUCAAGAAAACCAGGAACCAUUUCGCUUGUGCGCUGAAUAUGAGACUGCCAUGAGCACUUACUCCAAGGGUCCGCUGAAAAUAAGGAGGUGUCUGGACAGCUUCUUUGAGGGGAUUACCAUCCCAGCCGAGUGCGUCAAGCCGAUCACUGUGUACACAAUUUAUAUUAAGGAUGGCGACGGCGAAAUGCAAGGAACGAAGGUUCUGCUCUGCCUGGGCGCGAAAGAUUAAAGACCCUGCUCGGCCAACGCACAAACUGACAUGAAACACCGCUAGAAUGUGCAAAAUUAAGUCUUUUUUGUUCGGGGGUUGGGGCUGAAUUAUGUAGUCAAUCUAGGGGAAUUUUGGGUUUUAAUUCUAUAUGUAUAAACAUCCGUCAGCUAGUUUAGAAAGGGAGAGAUAAUAAGUUUUCCGUAACCGGUUGUAGUGAUGUAACGUAAAAUCCAGCAAGUACUAUAUGUAGCACUACUUUCUGGUUCCAGGUAAUGGGUAUUAAAAUGCAUGAUUUCGUUAUAUGAAGAAAAUUAAUGUUGCCAUGUCGAGUGGACAAUGUUUGGUAACUUCGGCAUUUUAUUGAACUCAGAAGCCAAAUUAAAGGGUUCUUUUGAUGUUUUAUGAUAGUUGAGUUGCUCCUUCAUUUUUCAAAAUAACAUUAAUUUUGGGGCUAUUGUUAUUAAAGAGGUAUUUUAGCUCUUUUGGGUUUUUGUUAUGCUGACAUGUUUUCUUCGAGGGAGAAAACUUCAAUAUUACAUUGGUUUGUGCCAAAGAAAUCUGUUGGAAUUGCUGAUACUUUGCUUUUCUAAAUUUCCCUUCAUGCAGGUGAUCCGUUACUUGUGUAAAUACAUCUCAACAACCCAACGAGCAGCAUUUUUUCAGAGAAGUUUCGGGAUCUCUAUUAGGAAGUAAAAUGAACAGUUUCUUUCGACGUUGACAUCACGGCAACAGCACGCUCACAGCUCUCCUUAAAAGCUCAAUAAUGAUUGUAGGGGAUCCGAUGAUACCGUUUUAAUCUGUUUCGUGUCUUUCCUUGUCGUCCUUAGUUUCUGUUCAUAACUGGUUGUCCGGAAAACAUUACGCAAUGGUAUUUAAUUUAGUACGUGUAGUUCAGUAUUAGCUCUAAUAAUUGAAAAUGUGGGCCAAGGACCUUGAAAUGUAAUAACAUUUGUUUAUUUUUAUUGAUGUUCUUUCUGUUGUAAAUUUCCGAGGUUUGGCACUGUAGUAUCAACUUUAAGUUUUUCUAAGGGGUUAGACUGUACUACACGGGCACAUAAAUUUAGCCCCAAAACGCGGGUGUUGGCACCGCCUGCCCGGCUCUUUGCAGGUAAUCAUGUUGCUCCUUUUACUCCCAUUUUGUAGCGUAAAUUUCAUUAUUUUGUGGAAACUUUUGGGGUCGGAUGGCCUAUUACCUUUACGGUAGUUUAUCAUAGACAUAUUUAAUAAGGAUAGGAUGGUUUUUGUUAGGUUGAAAAUGUGCAAUUUAGGUGAAGUUCGAAGAAAAGUAGUGUAGGAGCUUUAAUUUAACGUUGAUUUUUGACAAUAGAAACAUGUACAAGCGUUGUGGUCGUGUAAAAAGUCACCUGGGUUGAUGUGCAAAACUUACGACAUUUAUUGGAUUGUGGGAUUAGAUUUGGAUUUUUUGUGUCAUUGGUAAUUUAACUGUAACACCUUUACAUGUUUGGGAUUAAGUGUAGUUACUCUGGCAUCUUGGACUGCUCGCUUGAAGUUUAGUAUGCAUGGCGGCUUGGAGGGUGUGUGUGUGUGCGGUGUCAGGGCGUGCGAUCGUCGGUCAGCCAGCGCGCGGGGUUGACCUGACUGCUUGCGUCCCUGACUCGUGUACCCGGCGCUGCCUUCAUGCCUAUUCAGUUAAAUGUACAUGUCUGUUUUGGCACGAAUCAGUUAUUGCAGAUUAAUAUUUAUUGUGUAGCCAUUUUUUUUACGAAUACUGUGUAACAGAUUAUUUUACAAGACCGCCUGCCGACUCUUUGCAGGUAGCCCCAGUCUCGGGCCUGACUAUUGCAUACAAUAAACCCAAUACAGGGAAGAGAGCUGAA
Molecule: messenger RNA, 3222 nt
Organism: Acanthaster planci (crown-of-thorns starfish)
Lineage: Eukaryota; Metazoa; Echinodermata; Asteroidea; Valvatida; Acanthasteridae
Source: RefSeq, a predicted model, not a curated record